Messenger RNA from Stegostoma tigrinum, 1026 nucleotides. Its product is annotated as testis-expressed protein 2-like. The transcript is spliced from 4 exons. The record is from RefSeq and is a predicted model, not a curated record. Lineage: Eukaryota; Metazoa; Chordata; Chondrichthyes; Orectolobiformes; Stegostomatidae. Bases 1 to 474 code for a protein of 157 amino acids. Gene Ontology annotation, molecular function: lipid binding. Gene Ontology annotation, cellular component: endoplasmic reticulum.
AUGAGGAGUAGACCAAAAGCCUAUUGUCUUGCUGAUAGCGAUGAGGAGUCUUCAAGUGCUGGCUCUUCAGACGAAGAAGAAGCACAAGAUGUGCUGGGAGGCGACAAGGCACCAGCAGCAGUGGCAGAAGGAUAUAUGGGAGGACAUCGACCAAGCAAGAUAAUGAGACUUGUGGAUAAAAUUACAAAGUCAAAGUAUUUCCAGAAAGCCACAGAAACAGAAUUUAUUAAGAAGAAAAUUGAAGAGGUUUCAAAUACACCAUUACUGUUAACAGUAGAGGUUCAGGAGUGCAAAGGAACAUUGGCUGUGAACAUUCCACCACCACCUACUGACAGAAUAUGGUAUGGUUUCCGUACGCCACCACACUUAGAGUUAAAAGCUCGUCCCAAAUUGGGCGAGCGUGAAGUCACUAUUGCACAUGUAACUGACUGGAUUGAAAAGAAACUGGAACAGGAGUUCCAGGUAAGAAACUAAUUGAGCUUAUCUGAAUUUUGCUGUCAAUCCAUGUUUCUGACCAUUCAUUUUCUAUCCUGUAUUCUCCCCAGUUAUGGAAUUAAAAAUGACAGCGAAUGAAGCUAUUUGUUUCACUGAGUCCAUGCCAGCCCUUCAGAGCCAGUCAGUUGGUCUCAAUCCCCUGUUCUUAUCUCUGUAGCCUGCAAAUGUAUUUCCUUCAAGUAUCCAUCCACCAACCUCAGAAGGCAGGAACUUCCAAGUCAUUAUCACUCAUUUCCUUAAAACAAAAAGUUCUUGCUCAUAUUCUGCACCCCUUGGCAUCUCUUGCCCAAAUAAUAUAUUUAUUUCCCUUGGUUCCUGUCCUGUCAACUUGUGGGAACAGAUUUUCUUUGGCUACUUUACCCAAACACACUCAUUAUCGUGUACGCAUCAAUCAAAUCUCCCCUCAAAUUGCUCUUUACUCCAUGAAGAACAGCUUUGUAGCUGAUGAUAAAGUGUGGAAUUGGAGAAACACAGCAGGCCUGGCAACAUCAGAGAAGCAGAAAGUUGACAUUUCGGAAUGGGACCCUUCUU